AUGUAUCCCAAUCCUCUUAUCUACUGCACCUGCUGGGACCCCUGGAACUUGGGACCACGAAAGUUAAUCAAGACCCCUCGGCCACCAGGCAAGACCUCCAUAGGGAAGUCCAAGCUAACUCCUCUUGUCCCAGCUUCAAAAACACCCAGUUACUCCCCGCCACCAACAAAACCUCUUGUCCCAAAAGUGAAAAUCAAUUUGGGAAAACAAGAAGAGAGCACGAAAUUACCAGAUGAAGUGAUCAAUGUAUCACCUGGCUAUCGCCUCGUUCGGAACAGGGAGCAGAUUUCUGUCACCUUAGGGGAUGAGAUGUUCGACAGAAAAAAACAGUCAGAAUCAAAAGACAAAAGAGACUCUUCCAGGACUAACAUCGUUUCUGACCUAGAAGAGCAGAUCUCAGAGCUGACAGCAAUGAUAGAGCAAAUGAACAGAGACCACCAGUCUGCCCAAAAAUUGCUCUCCAGUGAAAUGGAAAUCCGGUGUGCUGAGAUGCAGCAGAACUUCGAAAACAAGAACAGGGAGCUUAAGGAGGCUCAUGCAACAGAGCUCAGUGAACUGGAACAAAACUACCAAGCAACCUUGAAGGCAGAGAGAUUGGCUGCCCAGGCGAAGCUGGAGGAGAUGGGAAAGGAAUACAAAUAUUUGAAGAAUAUGUUUCAUAUGUAUCAGGACAGCGUUUAUGAUGAAAUGGAAGAUAAGUGGUCGAAGCGGAAGGCAGAAUGGGAGAAGGAUGAGAAGUUGGAGCGGGAAAAGAUCCUGUUACAGCAGAAGCAUAGAAUAACAAAAAAGUUUCAGUUAGAGUCAGAAGAAGAAAAGAAGAAAAUAACUGAGUCUUACAGUGCUGUUUUUGAGAACUUCAACCGAGAGAAAGAGGAGUUCUUAAAACAACAUGAAAGUGACACCUUGAAAUUAGAAGAGCUGACAAAGACCCAAGAGAUCAUGAAGGAAGAGUUGCAUGCACAAGCUUUUAUCCUAGAAUCACUUAACACGACUCUCUACCAAACCCAGACGGAACUUCAGAGAGAAAAAGCUACAGUGUUGAAUCUAGAGAAAACACUCCAGGUCAAGCUUGCUGAAGCUGAGGAAAAGUAUAAGUACACCAUACAGACCCUGACUCAAGAAAACAUGCGACUAAGGCAAAAAAUAAUUGCCAAGAAUGAAGAAAUUUAUGAAGGGCGAUCUGGAAGGUCCAGCUCUAUUAUUGUUUUUGAAGAUUAUUCCGACAUUUUAGAAGAUGGUAACUAUUGCAACAAAAAACAAGAAUAA
Orycteropus afer afer is the source of this 1266-nucleotide messenger RNA. It is a transcript of the gene FLACC1, whose product is annotated as flagellum associated containing coiled-coil domains 1. The record is from RefSeq and is a predicted model, not a curated record. Gene Ontology annotation, cellular component: sperm fibrous sheath; cytoplasm; outer dense fiber. Lineage: Eukaryota; Metazoa; Chordata; Mammalia; Tubulidentata; Orycteropodidae. Bases 1 to 1266 code for a protein of 421 amino acids. The transcript has 14 exons.